AUGGGAAGAAGGAAGAAGAAUGCCACGGCGGACCCUCCCAAGCCCUGCGGUAACCCCGGCAUCUGGCAUGGCGCGCGAAAAGACUUUCUCCUCGGCUGGUUGAACGCCUUCUUCGACUGGGGCCAUAGCCAACGCAAGAAGUUCUUGGAGGACGUCCUAGAGGCGUAUCUCGAGCUAUUCCCGUAUCACUUUGCGGAUGGCCCGCCCGAAUUAUCGCCGGACGCGACGGAUGAGGAGCGUGCAGCGGCGGAGGAAGCCGCGAGGAAGCGCGCCAGAAUCGAGGCUGCAGCGCAAAUCAAGUCGUGGUUCAAGAACCAGGGGACGAAGGCCAAUGCCGUCAAGAAGAAGCCUUACAACAGCUUCCUUACAAAGAAUCUCCUCAAGGCUGCCGCCAUGCAGAAACCGCGCCACACCCAGCUCACGAAGAUGUGGAUGAAGCAACCCGAGAACCGCCCGAGGGUCAAUGCGGAGUUCGAACAGAAGUGGCCGACCGCCGGUCUUCCCAGCACGCACGAAGUUUCCUACCGUGUCAAAGUCGCGCGGGAGCUGUUCGAGCUCGAGGGCAGGGAAGUCAAGGAACGAAUUCAGCAGCUCGUGGAGGAGGAGCACCAACGUCGGAUCGCCGCCUAUGAGAAGCUCGCAGACGGGGACGAGGAGCUCACACCGGAGGCCAUAGACCUAUUUCGCGAGAACUUGGCGGCUCUGCUCGAGCCUCUGCUCGAAGAGGUGCUGCGCCUAUGCAACCUCACCACCGGCUCCAUUCUCCUUGCGCGCCCUCCAUCUCGCCCGGGCGAGAAAAUGGAGUUUCUCUCGUACCAUGUUGGCCGGACCGUUGCAAGUGAGGGAAACCUGAAGUUACCGGACUUCGAGCCCGAAAUCUACGCGGAUAUAUUUAUACGGCACUUCAUGCGCUUUGCGGUGCGCACUACCGAUGAAGGAGCGGCGUUGAACCGGGAGCAGGAGGCCGCCAAUCGAAGCUCCGCCGCCUUCAUGCAGCCAGGCCCCCCUCAACGACGUCAAGAAGUCGACGAGAACACUUCCGAGCGUCAGGCCGGGCCAUCGCGGUCGCGUCGUCGUGAUCGCCGCAAGCGCACCCGUCGCACUCGCAACAUCGAUGACGCGGAGCUCUCUGGCGAAGAGACGCCGGUGUCGGAGCCCGAAGGCAGCAGCAGCGACUCGGAAGACGAGAGCGAGGAAGAGGUCCCCUUGGCGACUCUGCUCAACACGGCUGCAGCGUCCAGCAACCGCACGUCGACAUCGAGCAUACCAACCGACGACUACGGCAUCCCCCUUCGCGAUGCCCAGGGGCGCGCCUUCCCUGCAGACCUCCGCGAGUAUCUAUCGCGGAUGUCUGCAGACAACCGUUCGCGCACGCUCACCGACCUCGACAAGUGCAGCCGGUACGAGUUCGACCGGCACUGUCAAAUCGCUCGUACGCGCCUUGCAGUCCGACGCGAGCUUGAACAGUCCGGGCUACUCCACCGAGGCGACCCGUUCUAUGGCGAAGUCACGCCGAAGAAGGUUGUCCCUAGCGCGGAAGAUCACCCUCCCUCGCCCACCACUCCAACUCGCGCACGCGGGACUAAUUGCGACGACGACCGGUCCCUCCACGGCAAUGCGGGUUCGGAGCGGAAUGGCAUGGAUGGCCGGGGCGAUGAGGGGGAACCCGACUGGAAUGGCAGUGGCAACGAGGUCGGCGGCGCGAACGCCGUCGACGAGAACGGCGCUGGCUCGCGCGGCGUGAGAAAGAGCGGCCCCGGGCGAGGCGGCAGCGACGAGGAGGACGAAGGUGGCGAUGGCGGCGCCGGCAGCGGGGGGGAGGACAGCGACGACGAAAGCGACGGUGACGGCAACCGCGACGGCGACGGUGACGGCGACGAGGAGCAGCAGCGCGACGAUGAGCUGCCUCCUGAGCUCUUAGCCGCGCUGGCGCGCGCAGCGAGUCCUAGCGCGCUCGAACCCCCGCGCCGGCGCCGCGCGGCCACCCCUACACCUCCACCUUCGCAUGAGCCCGGAAGAGCGAGCGUCCGCAAUCCGAAUGAAGGCCCCGGGCAGACCGACGGGCUCGCCGCCGACGAGCAGGUUGGUGCGCCGUCCACGCACAACAGCGUCAACUCGCUCGACCGCAACUCGCUCGAACGCAGCACCCGCAGCGUGAGCAACAACGCUGCGGCCUCUUCGCGCAUCGUCGCCACUGCCGCCGAUGAGGAUGCCGGAGAGCGUGGGACACAAGACGAAGACGCCGUGAUGCACGAUGUGGACGGUCUGUCGGAAACGGCGCGGGGGCUUAGCGGGGGGGAGGGCGGGGAGGAUGCGGGUGCGGGUGCGGGUGCGGGUGCUAUGACCGGACAUCCCGCGGGUGUCGCGACUCACCUGGCUGACGAGAGCGGUCGAGAGGGCUCGGCGUCGGGUAUGAAGCGACGUCGCGGGGGUGGAGAGGGGAGCGGGAAGGGGCGCGAGGGCGCUGGUCAUCGCGGCGGCCAAGGCGGGGGCUCCAAGCCGCGCGCGGUCAGCGUCUUCGCCGCCGAUCGCAGUGAAUGGGAGGACUGGUUCAAGCUCGCCGUCGACAACCUCGUUCUCGAGAAUGCCGACGGCUCGGUGCGCGCCGCCUGGGACGAGCUCUUGGGCGCGUGGUGGGAGAUUGAGAGGCGCAGGGGCUAUAAAUCGAAAGACCUCCUUCCGCAUAGCAGCCGCCGUCCACCCGCCAUCGGGGAGUGGAUCAAGCGCGCUCGCGUUCCCUCAUAUGCUCCGAAGCCCGGCAAGAAGCAACCUAUUCAAGAUUUCGUCGAGGACUGGGCGAGCGCCAUGUGGGCGUGGUGGUCCGACAUCAACCCACCCUGGCGAAAGCGCGAGAAGAACGGCACGGUGGCAGGGCGCCAGCGCGGCGACUGGACUUCGCUCAAUUGCGGCGGGCCGAACAGCCACCUGAACGUCCUUAAGGGCCUGAAGUGGUGGUUCGACAUGGAGGGGAAGCCCGAGGGAUCAGCGCCGUGGCUCAAGCUCGUGAAGGACGUGCAGUGGGUCCUCGCCAGCGUCCUAAAGGAUCAAAGGGAUGCUCAAGACCUCCCCGAGCGCCCAGCGAAGCGCAAGAAGGUGUAG
Molecule: messenger RNA, 3099 nt
Organism: Schizophyllum commune H4-8
Lineage: Eukaryota; Fungi; Basidiomycota; Agaricomycetes; Agaricales; Schizophyllaceae
Exons: 7
Coding region: 1-3099 (1032 amino acids)
Source: RefSeq, a predicted model, not a curated record